CCGCGGGGUCGUGAAGGGCGGUGUGGCGGCCUCCGGGUUACUGGCUAUGGAGCUUGGCAUAGCGGGGCCGUAGCGCGGUGCCUGAGCUCCGCCAUGGAUAGCCGGUGCUAUGGGUGUGCGUCCAAGUUCUCUGUCUUCAAGAAAGAGUGUGGAUGCAAGAACUGCGGACGAUCGUUCUGCUCAAGCUGCCUUAGCUUCAGUGCUGUUGUUCCCCGCUGUGGAAGCGCUCAGAAGAAGGUGUGCAAGCAGUGUCAUGAAAAACUAACUGGAGAGGGAUCUCAAAGCAGUUCAGCAAAAUGGUCACCACCAGAAAACUACAAAAAGCGUGUGGCAGCUUUUGAGGCUAAGCAAAACCAACUGAAAGAACAACAGAAGGCAGCUGGUGUAAAAACCCCGGGUCGAGCAGGCUCCAGAUACCAGGGGCUCUCCAAAGAGGAUAGAGCUAUUGCAGAGAGACUGGAGAAGCUCAGGGAGGAAAGGAGACCAAAGUCCAUCCCUACUCAGGCUGAGAUCGAAGCUAGGCUGGCUGCCCUGAAGGAGGACUGCCGGCGACCUGUGCCAUCCACACAGGAAAUGGAGGAUCGGUUGGCUGUCCUGCAGGGGAGAGAUCCUCCUUCCCAGGCUCCCAGACCUGUAUAUCAACCUCCUGAUACCAGAAGUCUGGUCCAGCAGACAGAUGACCUGUUAACUCAGCUGUCUGAGGAAGUUGCCAUUGAUGAGCAUUACAGACCAAGAGUCCAGCCUCAAGCUGUUAGUAGCCAAAGUUUGAAUGAUCUCAAUCGGGAAAGUGGAGACUCUGUUUGCCCUGCAAAUCUGGACCCAAAACAGCUAGAGGAAGAGAAGAAUAAACUUCUGGCAGAAGCUGCUGCUGAGCUGAAGGAAGAGAACACCAGGCAGGAAAAAAUCCUACAAGUUGCCAAGAGACUGGCAGCACUCAAAGGCGAGGACCCAGAGAAAGUUACACUGGAAACCUAUAAAUUCCCUGACAGUGAUGAGGAAGUGGGUGAGGAGGAAGCCAUUCACAGAGUGCUGAAACAGCUCACAGAGGAAGCAGCCCUGGAUGAAGCAAGUGGAUUCAACAUUCCUCCAGAUCAGACCACCCAGCCAGGACCCUUGCAACAGAACCUGCACAAGAAAGCAAAGCAAAAGAGCCAGACUCCAACCACCACAGCUUUUGCCAGGGCAGAUGACAGUGAUGAGGAUGAGUUACCCUGGUGCUGCAUCUGCAAUGAAGAUGCCACUUUGCGCUGCCAUGGCUGCGAUGGGGACCUCUACUGCCAGCGCUGUUUUCGAGUCGUGUGAAGCAGACUGUCACAUCAACGGUUGUCAUAGGAGUUGGUAACGUGCCCAGGAACCACAGACAUUGUGCUGACAAUGAGCCACCAGUUACAGAAUCAAAGAGGGAAAGAAACAAGAGGGACCUGUUGUCAUUUCCCAUUCGAGCAGGCAAGGAUGAGCAGACCUUUUUCACACAGUACCUCAGAUGUUUUUGUUGCAAGCAAAUAUCUUAAGCAGUCAGUCCAUGGGCUGCCAGUCAGGUACUCACAGCUUACCCUUGGGAUUGGCUUGUAGGUAAGAGCUGCAGGGAGACAUCUUGCUAAGGCUGAGUUCCCUGUCUGAGUAUGUUCUGACUACACUUUGUGCUUGCUUCUCAGGGAAGGCCAUGAGGAGUUUGACCUGAAGGACCACCACACUUCCCGCUAUCAUCUUCCUUGCAAGUAGAAGUGAUCACACUCUUCAUGGACAGAAAAGGAGACGGAGAACCGGAAGAGAGAAGAGUUGGCCAGAUGAGAAGAGUCCAAGUGGAUUUACAGCCAAGACGGGUGAUGUUUUGGACAGCUAAAGUAUGUGUUGUAAUCCAAGAGAGGCUCAGAGGGUACAUGACUUUAUCCUCACAAAUACAACCAGAGAAGCGCAGGGUUUUCUGUGCAUGCUUGAGGGAAAAUGAGGACUUGAUAUGAGGAGGUGGAUGUGAGUUUCUAAGUACAGAUAGUAAGGAAAUGCAUGUAGCAGUAAAGAUGUGUGCUUAAGGCAGUACUGACUGGCUGUUAAGUAACUUCCUGCUUUUGCUAAGAGUUUACACAUGGGUUCAACAGGCAGCAAAGCACUUUGCACUAAGAAAACUGUCUAUGUCAUGAUCAUGUGUGUGAUGAGAACUCCCAAAGAAUAAUAAAAAUUAUUUACAGAG
Strigops habroptila (Kakapo) is the source of this 2188-nucleotide messenger RNA. It is a transcript of the gene ZFYVE19, whose product is annotated as zinc finger FYVE-type containing 19. Lineage: Eukaryota; Metazoa; Chordata; Aves; Psittaciformes; Psittacidae. The record is from RefSeq and is a predicted model, not a curated record. The transcript has 11 exons. The coding region runs from base 94 to 1302 and encodes 402 amino acids. Gene Ontology annotation, biological process: mitotic cytokinesis checkpoint signaling; abscission. Gene Ontology annotation, cellular component: midbody; cleavage furrow; centrosome. Gene Ontology annotation, molecular function: metal ion binding; phosphatidylinositol-3-phosphate binding.